AUGCAAAACGCGGCGAGCAAAGUGAACGUCGCCGCGGCCACCGGCGCCAUCCAAGGCGUUCUCGGUCUCGGCGCAGUCUCCUACGGCCUGUACCACGCCUUGUUCAACGUGGAAGGCGGCCACCGGGCGAUUGUCUACAAUCGCGCGGUCGGUAUCAAAGAAACCUCGUACACGGAAGGGACGCACAUGAUGAUCCCGUGGAUAGAACGGCCGAUAAUAUACGACGUGCGUUCGCGAGCGCACCAAGUGAGCUCGACCAGUGGGAGUAAAGAUUUGCAGAUGGUGAAUUUAAGCAUACGAGUGUUAACGAGGCCGGAUUCGAACAAAUUGCCGCAAAUUUACCGAGAGUUGGGGACGGAUUUUAACGAACGAGUGUUACCGAGUUUAAUACACGACACGUUGAAAUCGGUGGUGGCGCAACACAACGCGUCGGAGUUAAUCACGAAAAGAGAAAACGUGUCGUUGCAGAUUAGGAACAUGUUGAUUCAACGCGCGAAGACUUUUCACAUGAUAUUGGACGACGUUUCGAUCACGGCGUUGACGUUUGGGAGAGAGUACACGGCGGCGAUCGAGGCCAAGCAGGUGGCGCAGCAAGACGCGGAGAGGGCGAAGUUUAUCGUGGAGAGGGCAAGGCAGGAUAAGAAGUCUGCGGUGAUUAGAGCGGAUGGUGAGGCGAGAUCGGCGAAGUUGAUCGGGGAGGCUAUUAGUACGAAUCCGGCGUUUUUGACGCUGAGGAGAAUCGAAGCCGCGAGAGAGAUUGCGGAAACGAUGGCGAGAUCGAAUAACCGCGUGAUGUUGAACGCGGAUUCGUUGUUGUUGAAUUUAGCCGAGGAGAAAGUCACCCAAGGAAAGCAUUAG
Bathycoccus prasinos is the source of this 858-nucleotide messenger RNA. RefSeq lists its product with no specific name. Bases 1 to 858 code for a protein of 285 amino acids. The record is from RefSeq and is a predicted model, not a curated record. Lineage: Eukaryota; Viridiplantae; Chlorophyta; Mamiellophyceae; Mamiellales; Bathycoccaceae. Gene Ontology annotation, cellular component: membrane; mitochondrion. Gene Ontology annotation, biological process: mitochondrion organization. The transcript has a single exon.